Myripristis murdjan (pinecone soldierfish) is the source of this 9552-nucleotide messenger RNA. RefSeq names its product fragile X messenger ribonucleoprotein 1 (gene fmr1). The record is from RefSeq and is a predicted model, not a curated record. Gene Ontology annotation, biological process: mRNA transport; positive regulation of translation; positive regulation of long-term neuronal synaptic plasticity. The coding region runs from base 362 to 2179 and encodes 605 amino acids. Gene Ontology annotation, molecular function: mRNA 3'-UTR binding; translation regulator activity. The transcript is spliced from 15 exons. Gene Ontology annotation, cellular component: neuron projection; cytoplasmic stress granule; nucleus. NCBI's taxonomy places the organism in Eukaryota, Metazoa, Chordata, Actinopteri, Holocentriformes, Holocentridae.
UGGAGAGAUGCACCAACAGCAGCUGGUUCACCACUAAUCACAUAACAUUAACAUAACUACUCCUACAAGCUAGCCUAGCCCGCUACAUGCUUCGCCUGUGAUUUGUCGUAAUUCUGGGACUGCAAAUCUCCAAAACAAAACAUUUGCUUCCAACAGAGUGCAACAAAGGAAACAACACUACAAGCAUACACACUUACCGUGGCCUAUUCUCUCAUCCAGCUGGCAGGCUACGUUAGCUAGCUAGCAGCCGAGCGGCAUCGAGCUCUCUGCCUUGGCUAGCAUCAGGCUAGCCAGCUAGCUAGCUAGCUACUCACACGGCUAACGGUAGUUAGCUAGCUAGCGAGCUGUAGUCACUUGCGUCAUGGAUGAACUAGUCGUGGAAGUGAGGGGAACUAGCGGGGCUUUCUACAAGGCCUUUGUCAAGGAUGUUCAUGAAGGAUCCGUAACUGUGGCAUUUGAAAACAACUGGCAGCCGGAGCGUCAGAUCCCAUUCCAGGAUGUACGUUUCCCUCCUCCAACAGGUUUCUGCAAGGAGAUUAAUGAGAGCGAUGAGGUCGAGGUCUACUCCAGGGCUAAUGACAAGGAGCCAUGUGGAUGGUGGCUGGCCAAGGUCCGGAUGGUCAAAGGGGAGUUUUAUGUCAUAGAGUACGCUGCAUGCGAUGCUACAUUGAAUGAGAUCGUGACGUUGGAGCGGUUGCGGCCAGUCAAUCCAAACAAACCAGCCACCAAAAACACCUUCCUCAAGAUCAGACUGGAUGUACCUGAGGACUUGCGGCAGAUGUGCUCCAAGGAGUCGACACACAAAGACUUUAAAAAGGCCGUGGGAGCGUUCAGCAUCACCUACGACUCUGACAAAAAGCAGCUGGUCAUCCUGUCGGUGAAUGAGAUUACAACAAAGCGGGCUAAUAUGAUGAGUGACAUGCACUUUAGAAGCCUGCGCACCAAACUGUCUCUCAUGCAGAGGAAUGAAGAGGCUAGCAGACAACUGGAGAGUUCCAGACAGCUAGCGUCAAGGUUUCACGAACAGUUUGCAGUUCGGGACGACUUAAUGGGUCUGGCCAUCGGGACCCACGGGGCCAACAUUCAGCAAGCCCGUAAAGUCCCUGGAGUCACCACUAUAGACCUGGAUGAGGAGACCUGCACUUUCCACAUAUAUGGAGAGGACCAGGAAGCUGUCCGUAAAGCCAGGAGUUUCUUGGAGUUCUCUGAAGAUGUCAUCAAAGUUCCCCGCAACUUAGUUGGGAAAGUGAUUGGGAAGAAUGGGAAGCUGAUCCAGGAAGUGGUUGAUAAAUCGGGCGUGGUGCGGGUUCGCAUCGAACCUGAGAACGACAAAAAGCCCUCAUUGCCAGCAGAUGAGGCAAUGGUGCCGUUUGUGUUUGUGGGGACCAAGGAAAGCAUCUCCAAUGCUAAAGUCCUGCUCGACUACCACCUCAACUACCUCAAGGAGGUGGAUCAGCUGCGUCUGGAGCGUCUGCAGAUCGACGAACAGCUGAGACAGAUAGGAGGAGGAGGUGGAGGAGGAGGAACGGGCCCCCGAAACCCCAAAGACAAAACCUAUGUGUUCGAUAACGGCAUGGGGCUGGGCAUGGGGAGAGGAGCAGCCGGAGGGGGUGGAGGGAAGCCCUACACAGGAGGGGGAGGAAGAGGUGGCCGAGGCCGGAGAGGAGGAGGCGCAGCCUUUACCUCAGGCACCAACUCGGAGGCAUCCAACACUUCGGAGACAGAGUCAGACCACAGAGACGAGCUCAGCGAUUGGUCGCUGGCUCCCACUGAUGAGCUGAUGACAACAGGGGGCGGGACCUUGCCCAGACGGGCAGAUGGGAGGAAGAGAGGAGGCGGAGGAGGACCGCGGGGACGAGGGGGCAGAGGAAGAGGAGGUGGAGGAGGAGGAUAUAAGGGUGAAGAGGUGCAGUGGGGCGAGCCACGACCUCGUCACAUGAGAGACACCAAGACCAGAGCACAGGAAGACACCCUACAGAUCCGCGUGGACGGGAACGAGCGCAGUGUGCAGCACGCCUCGGGGGGCCGAGGAGGAGGAGGAGGAGGGCCUUCCUCCUCACAGGGGGGUGUUGGUGCCGGGGGCGACGGCCCCUCGCGCCACCACCACCGGCCUGUCAGAGAACGAGGCAUGAAGAAAGACAAACAGGACGCUCCUCCGUUGGUGAACGGAGUGUCGUAGAUACACCACUGGAGGACAUGCAGUACUCACUUCAGCAAGCAGACACACACUCUGACACACACACACACACAUACACACGCACACACACAUACACGUUCACAAACACACACAGAUAGCUUGUCAUAAUCCAUGGUAGGGUCUGGCUCUCUCUCGCUCUUUCUUUCUCUGUCUUUCUCACACACACGCAUACACCCACAUUUCCAUCAGCGUGGAAGAGUUUACCGUCGUGACUUUGGAAGCCAGAGCUGGUCUGGUGUCUGCUGGACUUGUCUGUUCUUGACUGAUUUUUGGUAUCUACUGACCUGCUUUGGAGUGAACAAGAAAAAGAAGCAGUACAUUUUGGACCUAAGCUAAAACAAAAACAGAACGGAAAGGAAGAAGAGGGAUUUGACUGGAGCUGAGCUGGGCAUCAACCCCUGGACCCACCACCUCCCCGCAUCCACCGACUUGUUUUUCCCCCCCAGGACUAGUUUUGCAGUAAAUGGGUUCAAGCGAGUUCGCACUGAAUACGUUUUUUUUUUUUUUUUUAAUGAAACAGGACAGUUUUGAAUUUAACACCUCACUGCCCUGUUUGGACAUGCCAGCAUAAGAAAAAGCAAAUCAAAAAACAGUCAUGUAUUGAACGCUCAAACCCGCCCAUUAAAGAGCUCAGUGGUUCUCAAGACAAAACAGGAGUGACACUGAAUUCCCGCUGUAACAGGCAAAGAUUCCCACGAUCCCCCACCUUUUACUCGGCCAAGCUGAGAUUGUCGUUUUUUGGAGAUGAUCCGUCUCUGCAUCAUAUUUGAGAUGAGUUAAGCAAAAUUCCAUCUGGGAGAGGACAUCAGUAGAUAUUCCAGUAUUAAGUUUAACCCUGGCACCAGUUUGACAAUUGAGGAGUGCAUGCCUUUACUAUCAGCAGAACAGAGAGGAGUUCAACUGAGGUGUGCUCGUUUCUCAUUUCUAUUUUUGCUAAGCGGAGCCAUCUAAGGUUCUCAUCUAUUCUAGCUGUAGGCAUCCAUUUUUGUUUUUCAGGAUGAAUUGUAGUGGAAAGGUAUGUGUGUAUUUUGUUUGUUUUGUUCAGUGACGUUUUUGGGAGCUCUUGAAAUGAGCCAGCAUAUACUAAUCACAUCAGUGAGAUCAUGAAUAAUGUGUUUUUUCUUUGUUGCCUAGGUCAUUUAAAAGUCCCUUUUUUAUUCUCUUCUACUAUCAGACCAUGCAUCCAUUGGUACUUUGGGCUUGAAGCACUAGUUUGCAAGGCUGUUUACUUUUAAAUACUUUAAAAACUGCAUUCUUCUUCUUCUUUUUUUUUUUUUUUUUUUUUUUUUUUUUUUUUUUUGAACCGUUGGACCAAAAUGUCAAAUUUAGUGUCUUUGCAUUUUACAUAUCCUGCUCUAGAUCUCGACCAGUAGUUAAAGAUGCCAGACACCAAUCUGUCCUUUACUGUAACUUGAUGUCACAGCUCCCAUCUGUAGCAUGGUUUACGGUGGCCAUUAUGCAGUGCCCCAAGUAAGCAUUUGUUUCAAUUCAUUCUGGGAGGCAAAAUGGCACAACCGGAGUAGUUGAUACUGGAAAUGUACUUCUUACCAGAGGAUAGAUGCCUGUGCGAGAGCUCUUAGACACACCUAGACCCAACAAAAAGAGGACGAGACAAUCAUGUCAUGAGCCUCAUCCUUCAUGGGACCUGUGCAGGAACCAGAAUCCCCUUGUUUUCACACAAAACUGGAGCAGGACAGAAAGAAACAGCAACACAUGUUGACUCGAAGCUCUGACCUGGAGCCACUACUGUGCUCCAGCCCGCUGGCCCUAUGAGAGCACACCGAGUUAUUGUCUUCAUAAAUAGUCUACCUGGAAAGGUCUUUAGUGGCAUUAUCACUAAGAUAAAUAAAUAAUAAUAAAAAAAAAAAAGUAGAAGGCAAAAAAUCUGUGUGUAGGCCCGUACAGAACAUGUACAUCCUUAGCUAUCUGAAAUCGUCAGCAGUCUUAAAACACCCUCAGACUGAGUGCAGUAACUUAGAUGGGUUAACGUAGAGAGUUAAGUACUUGCUGAUUUAAGAUUGAUAUUGAGAUGUGCAUAACUUCUAAACUACUAAAUAUAAUAAGGGGCUGUUCACAUGUAGGUAUGCCUGUGUAAAAAAACAAAACAAAACAAAAAACAACGGUGGCAGGGUUUCUCAGAAUGUUCGUAGCCUUAACUAGUUUCAACUAUUUUUUUUAAAAGACAGUACUGAAAUGCACUCUCAGUGAAUUGCAUUUAUUACAUUUUUUUUCAUAUAGUUGCAGUUUAUUACCAAUGCUACUGUAGCUAUCAAUAUAUGCAGACUAGCAGAGAUUUCCAAUUUUUUUUUUAAAUCUGACUAACAGUCUCCUGACUAUGCGAGAAACUUGUGGAAUCAGGUCAAGUACUUUAGAGGCUAUAGACGCUUAUUAUUUUCUUCCUGUAGCCUGCAGCAGCUCAGGAAGUCUGUGUGGACACGAGCGCUUCUCCCACAAAGCUAGAACCUGGAACGCUUUGAUUUAAGUAGGUACACAUAAAGCUACGAAUGCUCAGGGAAACCUUACCAUAUUUUGUGUGACAUGUGCCUUUAAUUGUGGCUAGUAUCACAACCUAGACAUCUAAAUCAGGGAAGAAGAGACAUUGAUAAUGAGCCAGGUGUGUAAAGAUGGCUGCCUCCUGGGGUGACAUCACUCAGCCACCCGAACCCGUCACUCAGCAUAAGCACCCAGUGUUUCUGAGCUUCCUCUAAAAUCAAUGAACAGGCGUUGAGUGUGUGUCCGUGCAUGUGUGUGUGUGUGUGUGUGUGUGUGUGUGUUAUGGGAGGUGCAGUGUCACCACACCAGGAAACGGCCUGCUUUAAGCACCUGCUCCCUCACAGCGUGUUGUUGUUGUAUCAUUGUACAGUCCACAAACAUAAGCCUGUAGCUGUCUGACCUGGUUCAAUUAGCCUGUGAAAUGGAUUCAGUUACUUUUGAAUAUCAGAGCAGUUAAUUGAUCUUGUCUGACAUCUGGUGUCGAGCAGCCAUUUCUCAUCCCAGGUAAACGCUCAGAAAGAAAUCGAUUCGGCACCCUCCGCGCAGUCGGUUCUUAUUGAUUUUUCGAGGAUGCAAAAUGGCGCGGGUCAAUAUAACCCAUAGCUCAAUCUCCAUCCAUCUUCCCUCUAGGAAAACAACUGGAUUAAUGAAAGUAAUUGAAAAGAUUUCAGCGGUUGAGCCAGGUCUUUUCUCUGCCAGAGAUCAGUGUACCUGUCUUGCCUGUUGCUGCAUGUAUGUCUUUGUUAUGGACGAAGACAUCCGGUGGGUUUGGACACAGAGAGGAGGAGAGACAUGGAAGUUUAGUCGUCUCACAGUUUGGCUUGAGUAGUAGAGUAGUCGAUGAGUAACUUUUUUUGUUUUUGUUUUUGUUUUUUUUUCGUUUCCUUUUCAAUGGACAAACCAACCAUCAACAUAAUUAAAGCCAAUGACAUAUGGAAAAAUCUUUGAGAGGAGGCAGUUUUUCUGCUUUUUCCAAGAGGGGAUUGGCAAAUGGGAUAAAAUCAGUAUGAAUAACAAAGGUGGGGACGAAAAAAUGAAAUUUGAGAACUCUGUUGACUGUUAAACUCCCCCCACACCCCCAUCAUUUACCUCAGUGUUUUAUUCCAUGUUUCAUUGCCUUGAGGAAAUGUCACAAGAAACGGUUAUGCAAAGCUUGUAAUGAUUCAUGGGAAAGGCUUUCGGAAGCUCAUUUCUACAUUUUCACUUCAAAAGUAUCAUCAGCGUCCAUGCCUCUGUCACUAAUCUGUUAGGACUAUUGCUUUCACUUGACGUCACAGUUCCCCGCUGCAGCCAUUUUGCAUUCUCCCCAGUAAACGUUCAGUGCAGUGCGUCUGGGAACAAACAAUGGCUCAAGUGAAAGUAAACCCCUAUAUUGUCAGGACGGCGUCGACAGCAUGGGGUCGUAUUGUAUUGUAAACGGUGGAAAAAAAGAAAGGGGAGGGCGGGGUUGCAUACUGUAUAUAAUGAUGUCAUUAUUUGUCUGAGAAAAGAUUUGUACUAUUGUUUCAAAUGUGCACUUAUCCUGAUAUUUUCUUUUUUGUGUUUAAUAUCAGUUAAAUGCUAGAGCUCUUGAUAAUAAACUUAUGUGUGAAAAAUAGUAUCCUCCACAGCAGGGUUGAGUCACACACAUCUGUUAAUAAUGAUGAAAUGCCCUCAGUGCUACAGAACUUGAAGACUAGCGCACUUUUGGGUGACAUAAUGACUGUUGAAGUUUUGGGUGUUUUCCACCUCAAAUGGAAAAUUUACCCAAAUUCAAAUCCAUUAUUGUUUCUUUGUUAUUCCUGCUAUUUUUAAUACUUACAUUUUAAUUAUUGGACAUAGACAUAUCCAACCAAAAAGGUUAAAAAAAAAAAAAAAAAAAAUCCAUGAGGAAAACACGGGACAUAAUGAGGUAAAUACUGAACUUUUGGAAGUAACAAAAUGAUUCUGUUAGAUACCAACUUCAGUGGUGUUUUGAUUGACAUGGUGUGAGUAGAUAAUGACUGGAUAUUUCAUUUUGGGAUGAUCUUUUCCUUAAAGAUCUGGACUUGAUUCAGUAACUGAAUAUGGGAAGCUUUGUCAACACAGUGACUAGUUUAAAAAAAAGUUUUGGCACCUUAACGGUCGAGGUUUUCUUGUGAUAGAAAUGGCAUAGUCUGUUCCCUAGCCUGUAGCUUUGGGAGAGAUUUGUCAGCAUCUCUGAAACAGCCAAUGUGAACUCUGUUUUCCAGUGCAUUUCCCUUAAACAAAAUCCCCCUCCCUUAGGAGUGGUCUGCUCCACCUAGGGGCCCCUAACUUUUUACAGCGAAGGACCCAAAGGAGAAGUGGAAGACCACAUCCCAUUUUUGCUUCAGUUCUUGGAAAUCAGGGUGUGCAUCCUGGUUCUGUAAGAGUAGCUUGUUUUUUUGUUUUUUUUCCAAAUGUACCGUGAUGCGGUUGUAAAUGACUCUUAUUUUGUUUGUAUUUCCUUUAGCCUUUAGUUGGUGCUUUUAAAUGCUGUACAAUUUUGAUCAGGUCAAUGCAGGGAGAUGCUGAUGGUGAGACUGUCUUCUGAAAGUCAUUUGAAACAGCACACAUUUUUUUCAAAGUAUGUUUUUUUUUUUUUUGAGGAUGUUACAUUGGCCAGAGGGUUUUAGAGCUUACUCAGCCCUCAAAGGAUCACAGUAACCUUCAGUUCACCACUCACGCAAAAUAUGUUAACAUUCUGGCAACUGAUUUUUAUAACAGGCUACUCACCAUGCCAGUUUCCACGUAAAGACAAACGGCAGCAACAAAACUUUGCUGCCUUUUGCGGCUCUGCUUCAACCUUCAAACCAGCUGCCAUGAAAGGCUGAAUGGCUUUUGUGUUUUUUGCUUUAGGUUGAAUUUUAGGGAUGAGCCACAUACAGAAACCCCCAAUAUGGCUUCUAAUAUGGGGGGAAAAAAACGGGUUGCGGUGGUAUCAAGAGGACUCCUGCAUGCUGAAUGGUUGUGGCCAUUGAAGAAUUGGUGCUUAGCAACAUUUUUACCUUUGGACAUUAAACGAGACUUCAGAAUAUGGACUUUUGGGACUGUUGCGCAGAGGCACCUGCAGCUGUGACUGGUGAGGACAGUUACUGUCCAGUCUUCAUUUUUUUCCAAUGGCACCUAAUGGAAAUGGAUCAUUUUAAUAUUGAGAGGAGAGUAGUCGAAAUCAAGAACUCUAUCUCUCCAAACUGCAACCCGAAAAAGAAAUGUAGUCUCUUGGCCUGAGAUCCAGGCUCAUGACGAACAUGUUGUCAUGUGGGAAGCCACAUGGGAAACAUGUCACCAGAAGUAGGCUUGUGACCCAUUUUGGGACCCAAACUACAGUUUAGGACAGGGAAGAGUUUUCAAAAUUUUUCAUCCCAGGAUCAAAACUCAAAACAUUCUGAAUCCCCCUGAGACUCAUGACACACUGUAGUCCUGCUGUCAUGUCGGGGAUCCAGCAGAAAGAUCUUUGCAACUCAAACUGGGACCCAAAUAGCCGUGAGGAGCUCUGCUUUAGGACAACACUAUUUGCAAAUGCUCCUGUGAUGCGACUCAGAGUCCUGUGUCUUGUUGUUGUCUUUGUACACACCACCCUCAAUGCAGUCUUUUUGUCUCAAGAGCACUGGAACAAUGCAGUCACUCGGCAUGGAUAAUUAUCUUGGGACCCUCAAAGAUGUAUUUACUUGAAAAAGUAAAUUAUAUAAUUGCUAACAUCACUGUCAAGCCACAUGAAACUUUUCAUCAAGAAAACUCAAAUAAUCCUAACUCAUUUCUUUGAGAAUGGCUUCAUGCUGAAGUUGUUUGCUCAUUAAUUCACUGCUGAAAUUUGUCUUCUUCCAGCUUUGUUGACAGUCCAUUGCCAACACAGAUGUUGGCCAACAGAGGGAAUGGAUUAGAGCCCUGUUGUAGUCAUCUGCUCCACUGGCCAACAGAAGAUGGAUAGUUUAGAUUUUUCCUCAUUGCAAAUGGACUGUUGAAAUAGCUGAAUGCGAGAAAAUCAUCGUUUUUUCUUUUCAAAAUGAAUUUGAUGACAUCUCCUGCCAUAACAUAAGUAGGCAACUGGCUUUGGGGCGAGUUAGUGGCUUUCCUCAAUGACGGUUUCCACAAUUUGUCUGAGUGACUGUACUGAUCCAGUGCUCGGGGUGUAGAGAUUAUGUCGAGGAUAAAGGUAUGCAAAAACAACUAAAGUGUUUGUUACCUUUAAUCCGUUGGACUGCAGUCAGAAUCGCAGUGGUACAUUCAGAUUUGAAUUUUUUUUUCUCUUAGGGCUGAUGAUCGCUGAUUUCACAGAUGCAGGCAGAUGACUUAAGCAUGGAUUUGACACCACCCAUAAUCCGUUGUUUUCACUUAGCAUCACAAAGUGAUGGCUCAAGGCGAAGUUCAAAGUUUUCAACGAUGAAAGUGUAAAUCCAGAAAGCACAAGAGCCUGAGUUGGGGAGCCGACCCCCAGACUGCCAUUUUGCAUCCCUCCCAGUUAGCAUUUAAUCCAUUUUGGGAUGCAACAUGGUACACAUGGAACCAAGUUAACAGGGCUUGAAAAAACCUUGGUCAUUGCUGGCCAAACCACAGCAGAUUUUUUUCUUUGUUGUUUUUUUUAAUUUAUUUCUGGAAUGUAAAUAAACAAUUAACUAGACACGUUGUGGGCUGUUUAACAGAGCUCCAGAAAGACAAGGCAAACAGAGAUUCUGUAGAUACUUAAACCAGGGUAGUCCAAAAAAAAAAAAAAAAAAGCUGAAAACCUUGUGUGCACUUGGGGCAUUUUUUUCCUUUUUUCCUUUGUAUAUACUACUAGCGGUGAAAAUGUUUGGGGUCGUACUGAGUUGACAUGUCUGGUCAUAGUGCAAUAUAUUUUGUAUGCAAGCAGUUUCAAUAAAUAAAGGUCGAUCUUCCUCUGU